AUGAACGAGGAUGAAGGUUUGGUGAAGGAAGGAGUCCAAACCACAGCAUCCUUGAGCUGUGGGUCACUGAAAGAGGGUUUCUCCUUAAAUGAUAAAGCAGGUGUGUUUGGAGCGAUAGAGGAAGAGGAGGGUGGAGACGAAGAGGAGGAGAGGAGACAGGAGCAGCAGAGGAUCCAAGCUUUUUACAGAUUUUAUGACGACCAAGACGGAGAUGGCAACAAGAGAGAGAGACAAAGAAAAGUCCAGUUUUGUGUUGAAGCAUUGUCCCAGGUGAUCCAAUCUGACACAGACAGGAGCAGAGAAAUAAGCAGUUCUUCAAGUGAGGAAGAGUCGUGUGAGGAAGAGGACUGUGAGGAAGAGGAGUAUGAGGAAGAGGAGUGUGAGGGGGGCACUGACCAAACUUACGAGACUGAGAUACAUCCCUCCAUGGAUUCAGAUGAAGCAGAGUUUUUUCAUGAAGAUUUAACUCAGACAGAGGCACCUCCCAGAACACCAGGCAAAGUUACAGAGAGCACCAUCUGCAACACAAACCACACGUUUCUCUUUGUGUUGAAGCUGAUGCUGAGUCUGCUCUUGGCCCUUGUGGUGGGGCUGAUUAUCAUCUGGUGGGUCUCGGGUGCAGAAGAGAGACUCCAUUUGGAACUUUAA
Knipowitschia caucasica is the source of this 648-nucleotide messenger RNA. NCBI's taxonomy places the organism in Eukaryota, Metazoa, Chordata, Actinopteri, Gobiiformes, Gobiidae. The record is from the annotation of a GenBank genome assembly.